This is a messenger RNA of Symbiodinium sp. CCMP2592, 930 nucleotides long. NCBI's taxonomy places the organism in Eukaryota, Dinophyceae, Suessiales, Symbiodiniaceae. The record is from the annotation of a GenBank genome assembly.
AUGUACAAAGUGGAUCCUACUGACUCGACCCGCCUCAUCUUGCGCGAAGACGCGCCGGAGCCGCCAGAAGACUACCCAGAGGCCCUGGAAAAAUGCUCCACGCGGCACUGGGUUGAUCGAUUUCGUGGGCACUAUCGUAUCGUCAAUGUUCCGCGCGAGCAUACGACAUGGAUGAAAGAAGCAUCGCGACUGGCAGUGCAGCAGGCUGGCUUCUCGCCCCUUUUCCGGGACGAUCUGGAGGCUGCCGUCGCCGACACGUCCUGCGGUGAUACUUUUCAGCACUGCGAUCCGUCGAAGCCGAGCAGCUGCUACUUCGUUCGUACGGAGCGAGUCAGCCUCAAGGAUGGACUCCACGGUGUGGGGCCCUACAGCUCUUUGAAGUCGAUCAUCGAGUCUGCCGUGACAGCACGUGGUGGGCACCAGGGUGUGGACAGUGGCACCGAACAGCUGAAGCUCUACCUGUUCCCGUGGAGAACCGACCUGGAUGACUUUCGUGAGUUUCGGGUCUUUGUCUCCAACGGUCGAGUCACGGCCUUCUCGCAGCAGAAGCUCUAUGCAAUCAACCCGAUUCUGGCGCCACUGUCUGAAGCGGAUCGCACUCGAGUCGUAGAGAACUGGCUUCGGAGGCUCUUGCCUUACAUUACAUCCACGGUGAUCCCUCGUCUGGAAGACCUCUUGCCCAGCUUCGUCCUAGAUAUCGUCCUCCUCGGACCACCUGCUUCUUACAAACAUCCCAGCGACGCGGCCUUGAACGUGGAUCUGAAUUCCCCGGAGUUGCUGGAGCCCUACUUCAUCGAAGUGAACACCUUCGGAUUUGCUUAUGCCUCCGGCUCCUCCCUCUUUUCCUGGGUCGAGGACUACGCACUGCUGUAUGGGAUCGACCCUGGAAUGGCCGAUGGUGCCGUUGCUGUGAGAUACACGACAUCAUGA